Messenger RNA from Symphalangus syndactylus (siamang), 9371 nucleotides. It is a transcript of the gene PLD1, whose product is annotated as phospholipase D1. Gene Ontology annotation, biological process: phosphatidic acid biosynthetic process; intracellular signal transduction; regulation of microvillus assembly. The record is from RefSeq and is a predicted model, not a curated record. Gene Ontology annotation, cellular component: intracellular membrane-bounded organelle; plasma membrane region. Lineage: Eukaryota; Metazoa; Chordata; Mammalia; Primates; Hylobatidae. Gene Ontology annotation, molecular function: D-type glycerophospholipase activity; phosphatidylinositol binding.
GGCGCCCGUGGGAGCCGGGUUUCCACUGCCCUCGCCCUCCGUCCCUCCUCCCGCCCAACCUGGGCAGCUGGCCGCUCCCCGCCCAACUUGGACGCGACUUCAGCGACCCCUUUGCUUUUACUCUGUCCAAAGUUAAAAUGUCACUGAAAAACGAGCCACGGGUAAAUACCUCUGCACUGCAGAAAAUUGCUGCUGACAUGAGUAAUAUCAUAGAAAAUCUGGACACGCGGGAACUCCACUUUGAGGGAGAGGAGGUAGAAUACGACGUGUCUCCCAGCGAUCCCAAGAUACAGGAAGUGUAUAUCCCUUUCUCUGCUAUUUAUAACACUCAAGGAUUUAAAGAGCCUAAUAUACAGACGUAUCUCUCCGGCUGUCCAAUAAAAGCACAAGUUCUGGACGUGGAACGCUUCACAUCUACAACAAGGGUACCAAGUAUUAAUCUUUACACUAUUGAAUUAACACAUGGGGAAUUUAAAUGGCAAGUUAAGAGGAAAUUCAAGCACUUUCAAGAAUUUCACAGAGAGCUGCUCAAGUACAAAGCCUUUAUCCGAAUCCCCAUUCCCACUAGAAGACACACAUUUAGGAGGCAAAACGUCAGAGAGGAGCCUCGAGAGAUGCCCAGUUUGCCCCGUUCAUCUGAAAACAUGAUAAGAGAAGAACAAUUCCUUGGUAGAAGAAAACAACUGGAAGAUUACUUGACAAAGAUACUAAAAAUGCCCAUGUAUAGAAACUAUCAUGCCACAACAGAGUUUCUUGAUAUAAGCCAGCUAUCUUUCAUACAUGAUUUGGGACCAAAGGGCAUAGAAGGUAUGAUAAUGAAAAGAUCUGGAGGACACAGAAUACCAGGCUUGAAUUGCUGUGGUCAGGGAAGAGCCUGCUACAGAUGGUCAAAAAGAUGGUUAAUAGUGAAAGAUUCCUUUUUAUUGUAUAUGAAACCAGACAGCGGUGCCAUUGCCUUCGUCCUGCUGGUAGACAAAGAAUUCAAAAUUAAGGUGGGGAAGAAGGAGACAGAAACGAAAUAUGGAAUCCGAAUUGAUAAUCUUUCAAGGACACUUAUUUUAAAAUGCAACAGCUAUAGACAUGCUCGGUGGUGGGGAGGGGCUAUAGAAGAAUUCAUCCAGAAACACGGCACCAACUUUCUCAAAGAUCAUCGAUUUGGGUCAUAUGCUGCUGUCCAGGAGAAUGCUUUAGCUAAAUGGUAUGUUAAUGCCAAAGGAUAUUUUGAAGAUGUGGCAAAUGCAAUGGAAGAGGCAAAUGAAGAGAUUUUCAUCACAGAUUGGUGGCUGAGUCCAGAAAUCUUCCUGAAACGCCCAGUGGUUGAGGGAAAUCGUUGGAGGUUGGACUGCAUUCUUAAACGAAAAGCACAACAAGGAGUGAGGAUCUUCAUAAUGCUCUACAAAGAGGUGGAACUCGCUCUUGGCAUCAACAGUGAAUACACCAAGAGGACUUUGAUGCGCCUACAUCCCAACAUUAAGGUGAUGAGACACCCGGAUCAUGUGUCAUCCACCGUCUAUUUGUGGGCUCACCACGAGAAGCUUGUCAUCAUUGACCAAUCGGUGGCCUUUGUGGGAGGGAUUGACUUGGCCUAUGGAAGGUGGGACGACAACGAGCACAGACUCACAGAUGUCGGCAGUGUGAAGCGGGUCACUUCAGGACCAUCUCUGGGUUCCCUCCCACCUGCCACAACAGAGUCUAUGGAAUCCUUAAGACUCAAAGAUAAAAAUGAGCCUGAUCAAAACCUACCCAUCCAGAAGAGUGUUGAUGAUGUGGAUUCAAAACUGAAAGGAAUAGGAAAGCCAAGAAAGUUCUCCAAAUUUAGUCUCUACAAGCAGCUCCACAGGCACCACCUGCACAACGGAGAUAGCAUCAGCAGCAUUGACAGCAGCUCCAGUUAUUUUAAUCAUUAUAGAAGUCAUCACAAUUUAAUCCAUGGUUUAAAACCCCACUUCAAACUCUUUCGCCCGUCCAGUGAGUCUGAGCAAGGACUCACUAGACCUAAUGCUGAUACGGGGUCCAUCCGCAGUUUACAGACAGGUGUGGGAGAGCUGCAUGGGGAAACCAGAUUCUGGCAUGGAAAGGACUACUGCAAUUUCGUCUUCAAAGACUGGGUUCAACUUGAUAAACCUUUUGCUGAUUUCAUUGACAGGUACUCCAUGCCCCGGAUGCCCUGGCAUGACAUUGCCUCUGCAGUCCACGGGAAGGCAGCUCGUGAUGUGGCACGUCACUUCAUCCAGCGCUGGAACUUCACGAAAAUUAUGAAAUCAAAAUAUCGGUCCCUUUCUUAUCCUUUUCUGCUUCCAAAGUCUCAAACAACAGCCCAUGAGUUGAGAUAUCAAGUGCCUGGGUCUGUCCGUGCUAACGUACAGUUGCUCCGCUCUGCUGCCGAUUGGUCUGCUGGUAUAAAGUACCAUGAAGAGUCCAUCCAUGCCGCUUACAUCCAUGUGAUAGAGAACAGCAGGCACUAUAUCUAUAUUGAAAACCAGUUUUUCAUAAGCUGUGCUGAUGACAAAGUUGUGUUCAACAAGAUAGGCGAUGCCAUUGCCCAGAGGAUCCUGAAAGCUCACAGGGAAAACCAGAAAUACCGGGUAUAUGUCGUGAUACCGCUUCUGCCAGGGUUCGAAGGAGACAUUUCAACCGGCGGAGGAAAUGCUCUACAGGCAAUCAUGCACUUCAACUACAGAACCAUGUGCAGAGGAGAAAAUUCCAUCCUUGGACAGUUAAAAGCAGAGCUUGGUAAUCAGUGGAUAAAUUACAUAUCAUUCUGUGGUCUUAGAACACAUGCAGAGCUCGAAGGAAACCUAGUCACUGAGCUUAUCUAUGUCCACAGCAAGUUGUUAAUUGCUGAUGAUAACACUGUUAUUAUUGGCUCUGCCAACAUAAAUGACCGCAGCAUGCUGGGAAAGCGUGACAGUGAAAUGGCUGUCAUUGUGCAAGAUACAGAGACUGUUCCUUCAUUAAUGGAUGGAGAAGAGUACCAGGCUGGCCGGUUUGCCCAAGGACUUCGGCUACAGUGCUUUAGGGUGGUGCUUGGCUAUCUUGAUGACCCAGGUGAGGACAUUCAGGAUCCAGUGAGUGACAAAUUCUUCAAGGAGGUGUGGGUUUCAACUGCGGCUCGAAAUGCUACAAUUUAUGACAAGGUGUUCCGGUGCCUUCCCAAUGAUGAAGUACAUAAUUUAAUUCAGCUGAGAGACUUUAUAAACAAGCCCAUAUUAGCUAAGGAAGAUCCCAUUCGAGCUGAGGAGGAACUGAAGAAGAUCCGUGGAUUUUUGGUGCAAUUCCCCUUUUAUUUCUUGUCUGAAGAAAGCCUGCUGCCUUCUGUUGGAACCAAAGAGGCCAUAGUGCCCAUGGAGGUUUGGACUUAAGAGAUAUUCACUGGCAACUCAAGGACUUCCACCCUGAAGACCACACUGCACACAGUGACUUCCUGGAGAUGUCAUAGCCAAAGCCAGGCCCGAUGCAUUCUCGUAUCCAACCCAAGGACCUUUUGGAAUGACUGAGGAGGGCUGCAGUCAUACUGAUGUAAGGACUCUGAACAUCAGCAAGGCUUUAUAAUUCCUUCUGCCUAACCUUGUAAAAAGGGGGCUACAUCCUUGUUGGUAGCAUGUACUCUGUUGAGUAAUACACAUAUUCAAAUUCCGUAUACCAAAAUCCAUUUCCUUUGUAACAAGAAUUUACCUAUAACUGUGAUCUAGGUUGCCAAAAGUUGUCUGAAUCUCCUUAUUCUUCUCUGAUCUUCAUUUAUGCAGCCAAUGUCUAUCUGGACCUGCCCUCAUCUUGCAGUUCAUACAGGCACUGUUUGAGAAAUUGUUUAUUAUUAGAUGUUGUAAUGCUCUUUCAAGAUUCUUCAUGGUUACAUGGGAUGCCCCUGCUCAUCUGGUCCUGAAGUAGUAACAUUCACCCAAAUGAGGAUGUAGUCAUUAUUCCUUUCCAGUCACUGUAUGAACAAGGCCUACACAGUAGACUGUGUAGGUAAAUUCCAAUAUUGAGACAGAGAUUUAUUUCAUUUUGCUCCCAAAGGCACUGACAACAUGAGUCCUUGUGAUUAGCCCCACCUGAUCAAAUGUAAAAACAUGCAUGGGAUAUUUGAUUACGUAACAACCAUCUAAAACUGAGAGCACACAGCCUUCAGAAACCCCCAAGGUGUCAAGGGGGAUCAGAUCCAGAUAAGAGAAGAUGAUUCCUUCUAGUCCUGUAAAAUUUCCUGUCAUCCUUAGCUGCUGGGUUGAUUGAAAUUUGAUCUCUACAUUUCAAAAUCAAACCAGUGAAUACAGUUUGUCUUUCAAGAGAAUCAGAGGCAUCGUAACUCCUACCAAGUUAGUAAGUAUGAGUCUAACCUUGUUUGACAUUCAGCUCUUCUGCUACAUUAUCUUCUUUGAGAAAAAUUAAUUGAUUAUAAAAUAUGUGCUAGUUCACUUACAUUAUUAAAUAUGUAUUAUUAAAUAUGUAUUAUUAAAUAUGUAUUAACGCCUCUCACCAGGGCUUCCAGUGAAGUUACAAUGCCCUAGUCUGUGAAUUAGUCUGGAAACGUGUUUUUCCUUUUCCAAUGUUAGAGUACCCUUUGAUAAACUAAAUUUUACUAAGCAGAACAACUCUGACAGUCUAAAGAGCUAAUGUGGGUUCCCAAAAGGCCUGUACCUGUAAAACAAAAUGCAGGUGUAAUGAUUAUACAUGUCUAUGGAUUACCUGGACAGACUCUCAUUUGGGUUCUUCUUCAAAGAAGCAAGCAGCCAAUCCCUGUUUUCAUAAAGCUAAUACUUCAGUUGGAAAAAUUAAACAGGAACACAAAGUCAGGGAUAGGGGUUAGCAGAAGAGAGAAACAGCGUCACAUCAAGGGCAGGAUCUCAUAGCUAGGGAACGUUUCACAAAUAAGGUGAGAUUUUGUAACCAAUAAUAAAAAUGAAUGUUUUUAUAAGUAAAUAACUUGUUUUUCAUAUGGCUAAAGAUGGUAAAAUGACUUCAUUCUAUAGCCAUUGUAAAUAAGAAUUUGCUAUUGAUGAAAGAAGUUCAGAUUGGCAUUUGAAGUAUUGAGUGUAUGAGAUCUCUAAGGAUUUCUUAGAUUUUAUAUUUAAAUAUUUUUUAAACCUUAGAGGAGUCAACAAACUGGCUCUUGAUUUUCAGCACCCUACUCUCAUCAAAAAAGCCUGGAAGGACCCUUUCCCUUAUAAGUAAUUUAAUCCAAUUUCUCCCCAUUUUAUAGAUGAGGAAACUGAGGCUCAUAUCAGAUGAGGACUCACUUAAAUCCACUCAAUAUGUAGAUGGUAGAGCUGGGACUAGCAACAUUGCUGCAGCCUAUUGUUGGCCUCUCUCUUCAUUUUAUCAUUAUCAUUGCCCAGGAAUGAGGAUAUGCAGUAAACAGAAUUCAGGCAAGAUACCUCUAAGCUGUUUUUGAACCCUCUGAUAUUUUGUAUUUAUGUUUGUCUGUCUCCCCCUACUAGAAUGUAAGCUCCAUGGGGCAGGGACUUCACUGUAUUUUGUUCAUAGUGUAUCCCCAGAGCCUGGACCAGUGCUUGGCACAUAGGAGAUGUCAGUAAAUGCUUGUAGAAUUAAUAAACAAGGUGAAGGAGAGAGCUAAUGAAAUGAAAAUCUUAGUCUCAUAUAAGAAGUCUUACUACUGCUUUCUAUGGCAAGUUCCUUUUCUAUUGCAUCUUCCCAAAGGCAAGAUGCUCAUCUGCAAAGAGGUGAUAAGAUUUACUUGGAGGGAUUUUAUGGAAAAUUCAGUGCAAUAAUUGCUUUUUUUUUUUUGCAGUAGCAGUUUACAUAGUACAGCAUUCUGCAAAAAUUGCAUGAAAUGUGGACACAAGAUGUACUGUAUGACUUCAUUACCUGUCAUUCUCUGACACCAUUACUACCUACUAGAAGUUCAAAUAAUUUAACUUUAACAUUGCAAUAUCUGAUAAACCUUUUAAAAUGUAAAUAACUCAAAGCCUUGAAAAUCUAUCAUGAAUCUGCUCAACAUUUCAAAGUGACUAUUUUGAAAUGCCUAUAAAUGCUAUAUACCUGACAUCUUGCUGAUUUCUGUAAUAAUUUUUGUUUUCAAGAGGGAACAAUUCUAGUAUUACAAAAAAUGAAUGAUGGAAAGUGGCCAUGGUCUGUUAAAGCUAUUCAGAUUGGCCUUAGCAUAGCAAGUCUGGUGCAGGCGUUUGUUCUGAAUCUAGUGUCCAGCCCAUGACUCACCCUUCAGUGGGAUGUUUUUAAUUCUCACCUGUAAUGCAUCACAGGGAGGCAUGUAGAGCUGGUCAUUAGAUAAUUGUGUGGCAUACUGUAAAACAAAGUGUUUAUUUUCAAAGCACCUUUGAAAGGAAAUUUUGUCUAUAAGUGCUCAAAAUAUGGACAGUUAAUUUCUUAUGUAAGAACUUGGGAAAUUAUAAUAUCAUGAAUUAAUACUUUUCCAGACAAAAACAACAAGCUGAGAAGUCAUUUUGCAGAUAUAAGACUAGGAAAAAUAGAUUUUAUGUAUAUAGAGCCUGAACUUUUUCUGCAUAUCCUCAUUUCUUUUUUUUUUUUUCUUUUUCUUUCUUUUCUUUUCUUUUUUCUUUCUUUUUUUUUUUUUUUUUUUUUGAGACUGGGUCUUGCUCUGUGGCCCAGGCUGGCAGUGGUGUGAUCUCAGCUCACUGCAACCUCUCUGCCUCCUGGGCUGAAGCCAUUCUCCCACCUCAGCCUCCUGAGUAGAUGGGACUACCAGUGCAUGCCACCACACCCAGCUAAUUUUCAUGUUAUUUGUACAGAUAGCAUUUUUCCGUGUUGCCUAAGCUAGUCUUGAACCCCUAAGCUCAAGCAAUCCACCUGCUUCAGCCUCCCAAUGCCAGGUGGGCGGAUUGCUUGAGCUCCCUCCCCUGUGCUGGGAUUGCAGGCAUGAGCCACCGCACUGGCCUCCUCAUUCCUUAUUCCUUCAAUCUCUGUCCCCUACCAUAGCACCUUAUUAUUAUGUAAAAAUUAUUUCAAAAGACAAGAAAAAGUAUCUUGGAAAAAAAAUUAGGCCUUAUAUUAGUCUGCUCAGGCUGCCAAAACAAGAUGCCCUAGACUGGGUGGCUUAAACAACAGAAGUUUAUUUUCUGACACUUCCGGAGACAGGAAGUUGGAAAUCAAGGUGCCUUUAUGGUAGAUUUCUGGUGAGGACUCUUCCUGGCUUGUUGGCCACCUUCUCACUGUGUGCUCACGUGGUCUGUUUGUGUGAGCACAGGAGGCAGAGGGCAAGCUCUCUGGUGUCUCUUCUUCCAAGGCCACUAAUCCCAUAAUGAGCACCCUACUCUCAUGACAUCAUCUAAUCCAAAUUACUUCCCAAAGGCCCCAUUUCCAAAUACCAUCACAUCAGAGAUAAGGGCUUCAUAUGAGCUGGGAGGGAAGACACAAACAUCAUUCAGUCUAUAAUAAAUAUUCACUUAACUCAUACUUUAAAGUGACUGACAAAAUACAAUUUUUUCACACAGGUCAUUGUUCUUUUUAACUUGCCUGAUCUGAUGUGGCACCUGAGCAUUUUCUGGUACCUGUCACCCUCCGUAGCAGGGGUGACAAAGACCUGUCAUGUCUCCUUAGUCCUUUACUAUUUCUUAUACAAAAGGAGCAAAUGCUAAAGGAUUUUAAGUGUGCUUAGUAUAUAUUUGUAUUUCCUUGGACUAUUCAUUGAGGUCAACUGCUACUGGAAGUUUGGUGAUCUAAAAUGAGUUUACCUAGGCCUAGGCCUUGAGAAAUUCUUGAAUCUAGAAAUCCACUGGAAAAGGAAUUCAUCCGCCUCUAUGAAUAGGAUGCAAGUAGAAGAAUCAAUAGAUUUGCAUUUUUUUAAAAGGGGGCAAGUAUCAUAAUAUGAUUCUUACUGUCAAUUUAAUUCAUAUGUAAGAUGUUCCUCAUUUUCACUUGAGAUUGGAAGGAUUCAUUAAAGGAGUCAAAAAUUCCCAGCUUUAUUUUAUAGGUUAUUUUAUUUUUCCUUUAUACCAUUCAUAAUUUUUAAUUUAAAAGUAAUCAAACACUGGAUAAAUGAAAAUCUAUCACACUAAUCAUUUUAUUUUAUUUUAUUUUAUUUUAUUUUAUUAUUUUAUUUUAUUUUUUUGAGAUAAAGUUUCACUCUUGUCACCCAGGCUGGAGUGCAGUAGUACAAUCUUGGCUCACUGCAACCUCCGCUUCCUGGGUUCAAGGCAUUCUCCUGCCUCAGCCUCCCGAGUAGCUGGGAUUACAGGUGCCUGCCACCACACCUGGCUAAUUUUGUUGUUGUUGUUGUUUGUUUGUAUUUUUAGUAGAGACGGGGUUUCAUAAUAUUGGCCAGGCUGGUCUCGAACUCCUGACCCCAGGUGAUCCACCUGCCUCGGCCUCCCAAAGUGCUGGGAUUACAGGCAUGAGCCACUGUGCCUGGCCACACUAAUCAUUUUAAACCUUUAAGUUUUAAAAUUAGGUUGAAUGGUAGUCCAACCAAAACAUGGGCUCAAUCACUCUUCCCUAUUUCCAGGCAACUAUCAUUCUUCACUUUAUUCUAGAUAAGUGCAUUUAAGUGAAUGUCAUCCUAGCUCUGUGUAAUGCUAAGAAAUACAACAUCAUACCCUCACAAUGUGUAUUCCACUUGGAUUCUUCACAUAAAAUGGACUAGACCAACAGCACUGAUGCUCUGCAUUUUAAAAAUUCAUACCAAAUUAUUGCAGUUGGAGCACACACACACUCUGACACAAAAAGCGAAUAUUGGAUGAUGAACAUCCAUUCAGAAUAUCCAGAUAUUCGGGAGAGAACUGGAGCUCAUAGCCUUCCCUCUAGGGCAGGUUUGGCAAACUAAGUCUGGGCCUCCUGUUUUUGUAAAUAAAAUGUUAUUGAAACACAGCCACAGCCAUUCAUUUAUAUGCCCUCAUGAUUGUAUGAUCCAUAAAUCCUAAAAUAUUACUAUCAUUAAGACAAAACUUGCUGAUCCUUCCUACAGAAAGCAGAAGAUACCCAGACAGGGUACCUCAAUCAGGCAGAUUUGGAGGAGUUUUAAUCUCCUCCAUCAGCAGAGUUUUCAAUUCUCCCUAUCCCAGGCCCCAACAGUUUACAAUGUGUUUAUUAUGAGAACAUAGCCAAAUCCUUUCAGGAAUUAAAAUUACAUGAUUUUUUGGUGCUGGAAAGAGAAGUGGUCGGCUAAAGCAGGUAUCUCCCAGACAAGCACUCAUCAACAUGCAUGGUGGAACAUCCUUGUAACUGAAGUGUAAUGCAUAUGAGGAGGGAUAGGCCUAAGUGUUUGUAUUUAUAAUUGGAAUUGUGAAAUCAAGAAACUUGGUUUCCCUGAAUUUUCCUUCUGUGAAGUGUUGGAAAUGAUACAUGUAUCCGUUCGUAGCUUCACAGUCAAUGCUUUCUAUAUCCCUUAACUACUUUUUCUUUAAAUAUCAAUUAAUUGAGCAAUUAAAAGUAUGAAAUCA